Penicillium digitatum Pd1 is the source of this 1989-nucleotide messenger RNA. RefSeq names its product Mn(2+) transporter ATX2. Gene Ontology annotation, cellular component: membrane. Gene Ontology annotation, molecular function: metal ion transmembrane transporter activity. NCBI's taxonomy places the organism in Eukaryota, Fungi, Ascomycota, Eurotiomycetes, Eurotiales, Aspergillaceae. The record is from RefSeq and is a predicted model, not a curated record. Gene Ontology annotation, biological process: transmembrane transport; zinc ion transport.
AUGUCUAUCAUUAAACGUGUGACGCACAACGAGACAACAACUCCCUUUUAUCUUUAUGAUCCCUCCCUGGCAGUGGCAAUUGUUGCCGCUGUCUUGUACACCAUUGCUUUUCUGUUGACAACUAUCCAAUGGAUCCGGUACAGGGCCUGGGUCUGGAGCAUCAUGGUGCUAUCGGCUGCCAUGGAAGCAGUCGGUUACAUUGGCCGAUGCGUCUCGGUCCAAAAUACGUCAGAGAGGCCCGUUUACGUGCUUCAAUUUGCCCUCAUCAUCCUUGCACCCGUCCUCAUGGCAGCGUGUUGCUAUGUCAUCUUCGGUCGUAUUUUAUUUCUUAUCGUUCCCCAAGAGGCACGCACGCUUCGACUAUGCUGGGUACCCCCCCGAUUUAUUACACCCAUCUUCGUCGGGUGUGACAUCAUUGCUCUCCUUCUUCAGCUUGGCGGUGCGGUGAUGAUCUCUGCGGUUGAUGCCAAAGACAAGGAUGCAAAAAGUAAACUUACCACCGGAAAACAUGUUGCACAAGUCGGUGUCAUCAUUCAGCUGGUUGCCUUUGGCUUGUUCGCAGUCGCAGCUGUCCGUUUCAACUUCACAUCCAAGCGUUUCAGCGGGUCUCUGAGUGAGAGGUAUGAGAAUGUGGGAGAAAAGAAGUGUAUCGUUGGUGGCAUCGUCAAAGAUAAGAACUGGCCUGCUCUCUUGCGGGUAGUCAACCUUACCACGAUUUUGAUUCUUGUUCGAUCUAUCUACCGACUUAUAGAGUUCACAGAAGGCACGAAGGGAUAUCUGAGCACAAAUGAGUGGCCCUUAGUGAACUGCGAGAUCACCAUGGAGGGACUAUUCACUCUGCUCGCCCUGAGCAUUGUGAUGGCAAUUACAUCUUUUGUCGUCGGCUCAUUACCUCUGGCUUUUACGCUGUCCCCCUCUCAACUCCGCUUAAUAUCAUCCAUUGGCAUGGGAGUUUUAGUGGGGACAUCGUUGAUCGUCAUCAUCCCCGAGGGUAUUGAAACUCUCUACAGCGCAAACUCCCUCACUCGUAAGCAACACAACACACGGGCUAUCGCUAUCGAAUGGGAGCAUCAGGCCCCGGCCGUGGCAGCCACCUUUGGCCCCAACGGAGACAGCGCCUCAAACCGACCGUCCGAUGCCCCUGCCGCAAAUCUCCUUUCGAAAAGAGAUCAACUGUUCGAGUCGCAAACACUUUAUGUCCGAGGCGAGGAUUCGGCGGAUGAAACAACGGGUAAGGAAACAACUCACGGAGAGGAAGAGAGCUCGCCACAUGCAUGGGUCGGAGUCGCCCUCGUCAGUGGUUUCAUUCUCAUGUACCUGGUCGAUAAACUGCCCGAAUUCGCAGCGCCGACCAAGAACGAACGAAUCCCUUACCACAUCUCCUUGGACAACCUUGGAUCCGGGCUGCGACGGGGUUCUUCCCCCUCUCGCGAAGGGGGACUCCUUGAUGCGAACCACGCGUCCAGACGUGGCCACAGCUUUGCGACUACGACUGGCCUAGUGAUCCACGCCGCGGCGGACGGUAUUGCUUUAGGUGCCUCUAGCUCGGAUGCCGGGCUCAGUUUCAUCAUCUUCUUGGCGAUCAUGGUGCAUAAGGCUCCAGCGUCCUUCGGAUUGACGUCCAUCCUACUCAAGCAAGGAUUGUCAAGUCGCACCGCCAGGGCGCACUUGCUGGUCUUCAGUCUGGCAGCUCCUUUCGGUGCCUUGGCCACUUUCCUCUUUGUACAGAUGAUGGGAUCUUCCAGUGCCGAUGGGGCAGGCACUCACUGGCGCACUGGAAUGCUACUGCUUUUCUCUGGGGGUACCUUUUUGUAUGUUGCGAUGCACACCAUGCAAGAAAACGGCCCGGGCUCAUCCCCACGUGAACUUCCCAUCAACGGAUAUGGUGACCGAGACCAGAAUGCCUCGGAUAAGUCUAUGAGAGACUUGAUUGCAUCUGUUUUGGGCAUGAUCCUGCCGCUGUUCUUGCAGAUUGGACAUGCUCAUUGA